This is a messenger RNA of Arthroderma uncinatum, 336 nucleotides long. RefSeq lists its product as uncharacterized. The transcript has 2 exons. Lineage: Eukaryota; Fungi; Ascomycota; Eurotiomycetes; Onygenales; Arthrodermataceae. Bases 1 to 336 code for a protein of 111 amino acids. The record is from RefSeq and is a predicted model, not a curated record.
AUGGAGCUGGGAAGAGUGGAGUGGUUGAGGGCGAAGGGUGAGGAUGGUGAAGAAGAAGAAGAAGAAGAAGAAGAGGAAGAAGCAGAAGUCGCAGAAGAUGAGGUUAAAGAAAGCCGGGAAGAGUAUGCGGACAACUGGCCAAUGAGAGCGUCGUGGGUCACGGGACACCACGCUCCGUCAUUCUCCGUCAUGCUCCGCCGCGUUCUGGAUCAUCUGUUCUUCCGGUUGAGCGGACUUUCUCCCUCCGACGGUCUCACCACGCCCGAUUGGGAAGACCUCGGGAGAACUACAACGAUAGAUAGAAGGCAUGAGAAAGAAGACGAUUAUACGGAGUAG